AUGGCGGUCUUUUUACAAGUCUUGGCUUGUAGAUUAGGAUUCAUAAGUGGAAAAGAUCUCGCUCAAAAUUGUAGCUCAGUCUUUCGGUCUCAAAAAAAGCAUACAAAACUAUGGAAAUGGCUUGGGCUCUACCCACUUUGGGUAGUACUUGAAAUUGGAGUAGUGUUUGCUGACGUUGGACAACUACUAGGCUCGGCCAUUGCCUAUAAUCUGCAAGUCAACAAAUUGGUCAUCUUUUCAGAAAAAUACUCAUAUAUUGUCCCUUCAGGUGCGACUAUCGGUCCCCACGCAAUUCUAUUGGGCAGUAACUUGGCCACCGUGGAGAGGGCAGAUGCCGAAAAGUCUGGGACUGAAACCCAAAGAAAGGGUUCAGUGGACUCCCAAGACUCGGAAAAGGGUCUAUGUGACAGGCCACCGCUCAGUCUUGACGUCCGUGUCAAUCACGUAUCGACCAACGAAAAGCAAGAGACAAUCAGCCGAAAUUUUAGAGAUUUGAAAAGCUGCCGUAGUCACCUAUCACAUGCUACCUUUGAUAUUGCAGCAUCUUUGUUUACCUUACCUCUGAUCAUUAAUUCUGCAAUCUUAAUUGUAGCCUCAACAUCGUUUUUUAACACCACCAAUAGAAAAUCGAUGGCAGGGACCAAAGAAGCCAGUAUAGAAUCUGUCCAUACACUUCUAAAGGCUAACCUUGGACCUGCAAUUGCUGGUCUUUUCGCCUUCUCGCUAUUUCUUUCAGGGCAGGCAGCUUCCUUAACCAUCACCAUGACUGGUCAAUCUCUUUCGUCUGGCUUUUUAGGAUGGGAAACAAAUGCUUUACUUCGAAGGCUUGUUACCCGUACAGUUGGAAUUGUUCCAUCGGUGAUCGUCGCAGUACUUUUAGGAAAGAAAGGAAUUAAUGUGAUGUUAAUUGCUAGUCAAGUAGCUAUCAGCCUUGUCCUUCCGUGA
This is a messenger RNA of Melampsora larici-populina 98AG31, 945 nucleotides long. RefSeq lists its product as uncharacterized. Gene Ontology annotation, molecular function: manganese ion transmembrane transporter activity; cadmium ion transmembrane transporter activity. Bases 1 to 945 code for a protein of 314 amino acids. Lineage: Eukaryota; Fungi; Basidiomycota; Pucciniomycetes; Pucciniales; Melampsoraceae. The transcript has 5 exons. Gene Ontology annotation, biological process: iron ion transport; intracellular manganese ion homeostasis. The record is from RefSeq and is a predicted model, not a curated record. Gene Ontology annotation, cellular component: membrane.